UGAAUGGGACCGGGGCGAUGGUAACAGCGCGACAGUGAAAGAACUUUCUUCGUAACCAUAAAGACCGGCUGACUCUUGGUCGAUCAGUUCGACUUCUUUGUGGAACUACGGUGAAAGCGUGCGCGAGCAACAGUGAUCUUCGACGAAGCCAGAAUCCGCAGCUUCUCUGUAAAAUUCGAAGGUGAAAAGAACAGCACUGAAACGAAAUCGUGGUCGAAUGUUCGUACCGAUUCAAUAUAAUACAUGUCGAUCGUGGAAUUUAGCAAAACGCGUGGUGUAUGAUGCUCUAUCAAUGAAAGGAAGAACGUAUCCGUGAUUCGGAACAACAUUUGUAUUUCGUGCAUUUCGUGAACAAAAUAAAUGGGAAAAUGCUUUUACUGUCCCAUAACAAAUUCUCGUGCCUAAUUCUGACCAUGAUAGUUUUUACAUUGACAUCGAUUGAAGGCUAUGGGCUUCAUCGAGAGAUUACAACGGCUCCAGUUACUUCAACUGAAAAUUCUUUGAAUAAUUCACGAACUCGUCCCGGAAGGUUUUUAUUCGAUGAACUAUUUGGUAUCGACAUUAUCGAUACUGUUGAUUCAGACGAAGAAAAACUAAGGAACUGCACGUGCGAAUGCGGUUUAUCUAAUCAAGAAAAUCGAAUAGUGGGUGGACGUCCUACAUUUCCACAUAGAUAUCCCUGGGUAGCGAGACUAGUAUAUGAUGGUCGUUUCCAUUGUGGUGCUAGUUUAAUCAACAAUGAUUAUGUAAUUACUGCUGCUCAUUGUGUACGGAAUUUGAAGCGAUCGAAAAUUCGAGUGGUACUCGGCGAUUACGACCAAUAUGUAAAUACUGAUGGAAUUCCUAUUAUGAGAGCAGUGAGUGUUGUAAUACGUCAUAGAAAUUUUGAUAUGAAUUCCUACAAUCACGACGUGGCCUUAUUAAAAUUACGCAAGUCCGUACAAUUUUCAAAGAAGAUUCGACCAAUCUGUUUACCGCAACCAGGAACCGAUCCUGCAGGGAAAGAGGGAACAGUAGUAGGAUGGGGUCGUACUUCGGAAGGAGGCAUGUUGCCUGGAAAAGUGCAUGAAGUGCAAGUCCCCAUAUAUAGUUUGGCGCAAUGUCGAAAAAUGAAGUAUCGAGCAAAUCGAAUUACCGAAAAUAUGAUUUGCGCCGGCCGAGGUAGUCAUGACUCUUGUCAAGGAGACAGUGGCGGUCCUCUUCUCGUUCAAGAAGCCGAUAAGCUUGAAAUAGCAGGAAUAGUAUCAUGGGGUGUAGGCUGUGGUAGAGCAGGUUAUCCCGGAGUUUACACAAGAGUAACUCGAUAUCUUAAAUGGAUUCAUGCAAACAUGAAAGAAGGCUGUUUAUGCGCCAAUAACAUGAAACCUUUGUGCUACUUAAUUUUAUUAUUCAUUCUGCUUGCGACAACGAAAGAAUGUCAGGCUGGAAAAUUCAACGAUAAGACGAAAAGUUUCUUUGGACUUUUUGGUAAUAAGCCACCUUACACCACUGAUACACCUGGGCCCUGCUACUGCAGUUGUGGGUUACGGAACGAAGAAAGUCGUAUAGUUGGAGGUCAAACGACAAGUAUGAAUGAAUUUCCAUGGAUGGCUAGAUUAUCGUAUCUAAACAAGUUUUAUUGCGGAGGUACACUUAUAAACGAUCGCUAUGUCCUCACAGCCGCACAUUGCGUGAAGGGUCUUCUUUUCAGAUUCAUGUGGUUCAUGAUCAAGGUUACUUUCGGAGAACACGAUAGAUGUACUGAGAAAGGACCAGAAACCAGAUAUGUAGUACGUAUUAUGACUGGUGACUUCAGCUUCCUGAAUUUCGAAAAUGAUAUCGCGUUGCUUCGCCUUAAUGAAAGAGUACCAUUAAGUGAUACAAUACGGCCAAUAUGUUUACCAACAAUGCUGGAUAAUGAAUACAUAGACACAAAAGCAAUCGUGUCAGGUUGGGGUACAUUAAAAGAAGAUGGCAAACCAUCCUGUCUUCUUCAGGAAGUUGAAGUUCCAGUCAUGAGUCUUCAAACUUGUCGUAAUACCAGCUACAGUGCCCGAAUGAUUUCAGACAAUAUGCUAUGCGCGGGUUAUCUUGAAGGACAAAAAGAUUCAUGUCAGGGAGAUAGUGGUGGACCUUUAAUAACGGAACGCGAAGAUAAAAAAUAUGAACUCAUUGGUGUGGUAUCCUGGGGUAAUGGAUGCGCAAGACCUGGUUAUCCAGGUGUAUAUACAAGAGUUACACGAUAUAUGGACUGGAUUUUAAAACAUUCAAAAGAUGGCUGUUUCUGUGAACAUAAUUGAUUAUAAUUAUACACAAAGUUUUUAAUAAGGAAUAUGAUAAAAAGAGUAAAUAAGAUUAUUUUUAUGUCCUACUCUAUGUAUGAGAUCUCUGAAUUCUUAUACUAUGUACCUCAGAAUGUAUAUGAUAUUUUCAUAACAAUUUUUUAUAACUAAUUUAAAAUUGACAUAUUUUGUAAAUUUAAAGUGACGUUAUGCCAGAUAUGAAACUGAUAAACUUAAAUUGCUCAA
This is a messenger RNA of Monomorium pharaonis (pharaoh ant), 2507 nucleotides long. RefSeq names its product transmembrane protease serine 9. Gene Ontology annotation, molecular function: serine-type endopeptidase activity. The transcript has 12 exons. The coding region runs from base 369 to 2279 and encodes 636 amino acids. NCBI's taxonomy places the organism in Eukaryota, Metazoa, Arthropoda, Insecta, Hymenoptera, Formicidae. The record is from RefSeq and is a predicted model, not a curated record. Gene Ontology annotation, biological process: proteolysis.